AGAAAUUUUCAAUCCAAUCAAAAGUUUAAGCUAACCGUUGUAGAUAUAGAAAAUAUAUUUAUAUUAUAUUCUAAUAUGUCCAUUCACGUGUAAAUAAGAUUUAUCUUUUUAUUCACGAAUCUUGCACGUAAACAUUAAUUAAUUACUCUGCUCAUAGUAGAUGAAAAGGGUGGAGAAAUGGAGAGAAGGCUUGCAAUCACGAUUGGGAUCAUCGCUGGCGUGGCAGUACUCCUCAUUCUCCUCUCAAUUUUAUUGAGAAAACUAUGUCAACCCAAAGGUUGGAAAUAAAGAGAAAUAAAUUUGUGGAUUUAGAAACCAAAAUUUUCUUGCACAGACUUUAAAUUCCUCGCAGAUUUUAUUCUUCUCACUCCAGUUUUACGUUCCUUUUCCUUUCCGCAAUCCAUUUUUUUCGUAUACCCAAAUUCGCAAUCUCAGAAAUUCUACGAUUUCUACUGCAAAGAUCAGAACUUCAUCCUGAAUCCAGCAGCUUCAUUUGAUUCUGCAUUUUCUUGAAGAAAAUCUUCUACCCGGGCUUGUAAAUUCCAGAUAAUGGACGACAUGAAGGGUAAAUUCAAAGGGUUCAUGAAGAAAGUCAACAAUCAGAUAUCUUCAUCUUCUUCUUCUGGAAAAUUCAAGGGCCAAGGUAGAGUUUUGGGGUCGUCUUCUCCCGGAACGGCCACCAUUUCGACUCCAAGCUCGACCCGACCCGCGAAUCCCAGACCCGUUCCGCAGCAGCCAAAGACUCGGGAACAAAAGGUCGAUCAAAACCAUGAAUUUCGGGUCAACCCGGAGCAGAAAGGCCAUCAAAGACCAGAAUUUCCUAGUGCUGAUCAGAGAGAUGGGUUUGAUCCGUACGGCUCUUUGAUCACCUCUGGUAAGAGAAACCCUAAUGGCUAUGAACUGAAUGUGUUUGAAUGCCCUGUUUGUGGAAGAGGUUAUGGUUCAGAGGAAGAGGUUUCUGCUCAUGUGGACACGUGUUUGAGCGCAGAAAUGAGCAAAGCUUCUUCCUCGUCCAAUAAUGGCUCGGAGGAGAAAAGCGAGCUCGAAAUGCUUGUUUCUUCUUAUAUUUCCAGGAGCAAAAAUGGGUCUCAGGAAGUCAUGGCGAAGCUGCUGAGGAACAUUGUCAAGGAACCCGAGAACGCAAAGUUCAGGAAGAUCCGAAUGGGGAACCCGAAGAUAAAGGAGGCCAUAGCUGACGUGGCAGGAGGCGUGGAGCUACUGGAGUCUGUGGGGUUUGAACUGAAAGAUGAGGAUGGGGAAGUGUGGGCUGCCAUGGAUGCUCCACCCGAAGAAGAAAGGAUUGUUUUGCUUAAGAAGACGCUCUCGCUGCUGGACCCCGCCCAGCCUAAAAAAGACGAGAACAUUAGAUCUUCGGAUCUUGCUAAGGCAGAUGAACCUGCUGAACCAAGAAAGAUUGAUAGACAGAUUCGGGUGUUCUUUGCCGUGCCUGAAAGUGUGGCAGCCAAAAUCGACCUGCCGGAUUCUUUUUUCAACCUGUCACCGGAGGAAUUGAAAAGAGAGUCGGAAACGAGGAAGAAGAAGAUCGAAGAAUCCCAACUUUUGAUUCCCAAGUCAUACAAGGAGAAGAUGGCAAAAGCGGCAAAGAAGAGGCAUGCGAGAACUGUCAUCAGGUUCCAGUUCCCAGAUGGAGUGGUGCUUCAAGGGGUGUUUCUUCCAUGGGAGCCAACCACAUCCCUUUACGAGUUUGUGAGCUCGGCACUGAAGGAGCCGAGGUUGGAGUUUGAGCUUCUGCAUCCGGUGCUGGUUAAGAGGCGGGUGAUUCCACGCUUCCCGGAAGGGGGAGGAGGAGAGAGAGUGAGGACGCUGGAGGAGGAGGAUUUGGUGCCUUCGGCAUUGGUAAAGUGCAAGCCAGUUGAGACUGAUUCUGUCGUCUUCACCGGUCUCUCUAAUGAACUGCUCGGGACGAGCGAGCCUCUUGUGUAAUACUCUCUCCGUUUCACAAAACACUUCUGUCCUAAUUUUUUUGCGCACCCCGUAAAACAUUUCUACUCCGCCUGAAAUGUCUAAAAUGCCCUCAAAACAACAUCCACUCUGAAUAAACUACGAAAUGGUAUGGGGGUGUGCUUUUGACAUUUUAAGUUGGAUAGAAGUGUUUUUGAAAGAUGACACAUUACCUAAAAGAUGACACGUUCCAAAGUGUUUUGUGAAACGGGAGUGAGUAAUAUGACACACAUAAAAAGAGUGGUAUAUAGCCACACCACCUAAAAUAUGUUGCGGAGCAUUGAUGAUGAUGGGGUGGGCUAUGGAUAGAUCGUCUUCUUCCUUGUGUCAAAUUACUCACUCGAUUUGAUUCAUAAUAAUAACAAGAGAAAUUUACGUAAAUAGCACUAAAACAUAGUGACUUUCCCUAAAUAGUACUACAUAUGUUUUUUUCCUCAAUGUAGCACUUUUAGUCAUUAUUCAUUAGUCAUUAUUCAAUAAUAGAGUUAUUUUGCCACCUCGAGUUGAGGAACACGCGGCUAUAUAUAGGACCACCUCAACCGGAUCUGUCUCGACUCAUUUAAAAAUUACCGAGUAAAAUUAAAGGAGAAAUAGAUAUUGAAAUGGCGUCAAAGAAAGAAGAAACGGCGGUGAUCGUUGUCGGCGCCGGUCCGGCGGGGCUGGCCACGGCCGCCUGCCUAACUAAACUCUCCAUCCCUUACAUUA
Cuscuta campestris is the source of this 2667-nucleotide messenger RNA. The record is from the annotation of a GenBank genome assembly. Lineage: Eukaryota; Viridiplantae; Streptophyta; Magnoliopsida; Solanales; Convolvulaceae.